AUGCCUUCAAUCGUACACGCCAUAACAGAAUUUAUCAACUCAAUAGUGGGAAUUGUCUUCUCACUCGUACAAUCGGUGUUUGCUGUCUUCCAUGCCAUCUUCGCAUUGGGAGGCGACGUCAUCACAAGCGUUUUCAAAGUGGCCCAGCACCUGAUCGCGAUGGUCACAGACGUAUUCCAGGGAGCCCUUGGUUUUAUUGCAGCCAACUUCUUUGCAAUAGCAGCGCUCGGCGGCGCCUACUACAUUUACACAGUAUAUCAAGCCAGAAAUAGGGGCUCACUACGGAACGGGAAGACCCGCACGUGA
Psilocybe cubensis is the source of this 306-nucleotide messenger RNA. RefSeq lists its product as uncharacterized. Lineage: Eukaryota; Fungi; Basidiomycota; Agaricomycetes; Agaricales; Agrocybaceae. The transcript has 2 exons. The coding region runs from base 1 to 306 and encodes 101 amino acids. The record is from RefSeq and is a predicted model, not a curated record.